Ylistrum balloti is the source of this 672-nucleotide messenger RNA. Its product is annotated as anaphase-promoting complex subunit 11-like. Gene Ontology annotation, biological process: positive regulation of mitotic metaphase/anaphase transition; protein ubiquitination; anaphase-promoting complex-dependent catabolic process. Gene Ontology annotation, cellular component: anaphase-promoting complex; nucleus. NCBI's taxonomy places the organism in Eukaryota, Metazoa, Mollusca, Bivalvia, Pectinida, Pectinidae. Gene Ontology annotation, molecular function: cullin family protein binding; zinc ion binding; ubiquitin protein ligase activity. The annotation marks the transcript as partial. The transcript is spliced from 3 exons. The record is from RefSeq and is a predicted model, not a curated record.
GUCGCUGGUUUAACUGGACCUCUCCUGUCAGGUUGGACUGCAGUAGCAACAUGGCGGUGGGUUGCAAAUGACGAAAACUGCGGGAUAUGCCGCAUGGCAUUUGAUGGUUGUUGUCCAGACUGUAAACUGCCAGGAGAUGAUUGUCCACUUGUCUGGGGAGAGUGUUCACACUGUUUCCAUAUCCACUGCAUUGUGAAGUGGCUCAACUCCCAGCAAGUGAAUCAGCUCUGUCCAAUGUGUCGACAGGAUUGGAAAUUCAAAGAAUGACAGGAUUAAGUAUGGUUCAUGUGGUCAUGUGUUUAUCACAUUGAUUCAUACAUCUUAUCCAAGUGGAAGCGUUCAAAGAACUGUUCCAAAUGAAAAAUUUAUACAGUUCUUACUUCUUCAGAUGUGGUAAUGUUUUAUGAGUUCUAAGCUAUAUAGCUGUGGUUCACCAUACAAUGAUACAGAAAGUACUAAAUGAGAACUAUAUAUAGGUGUGUUUCAUACACUAAAGUAGUUCAAGGAUACUGCUCUAAACACAUAUUGGAUAGAACAUUUUCUGUCCAAACAAGUAUAAGGAGUGAUAAUUGGAUAUAUGAGGCCCAUCAUCAACUGGUGACAAGACGUUGAUAUAAGAAAAAUUCCUUAAUAUGUAUUUUGUAUUGUGCUGGAUGAUGUGAAUGUUGAUGA